Melampsora larici-populina 98AG31 is the source of this 711-nucleotide messenger RNA. RefSeq lists its product as uncharacterized. Gene Ontology annotation, biological process: lipid metabolic process. The transcript is spliced from 4 exons. Lineage: Eukaryota; Fungi; Basidiomycota; Pucciniomycetes; Pucciniales; Melampsoraceae. Bases 1 to 711 code for a protein of 236 amino acids. The record is from RefSeq and is a predicted model, not a curated record.
AUGGCCAUUACUUCCAGCGGCUAUUCAACAAAUCGCUCAUCUAAUUUACCAUUAUGGGAUGAACCUUUGUUUGUACAAUGUGCUUUGACUUUUGCUUUAGGUGGAAUUGUUACAUUUGGAAAUGCAUUUGAAGAAGCUAUCACAUACCCUAUUAUCACUCAUUUAAAUUUGAUACCUCCUACCGCUCUUGUUUCUAACUCGCGUCGGGCUAUCCUUUCUUCUGGAUUAGUAGAUCUCUGGGGUAAAAGGUGGCAUCAUGUUUGGCGUCGUAGUUAUGUCAGGUUAGCUCGGUUGAUACCAGGUGCAAAUAACCCACUCGUUCACGCCUUUGCAACAUUCUAUAUAAGUGCUGUAAUGCAUUGUAUUCUCCUCUCCCGCUUGUAUCCAACCCCGACUCUCUCCAAUCCAGUAACUUUUUUAACAUUAAUCUUUGAACCAGGAGUGAUGAUGUUUUUCCUAAGUCAAGGAAUCGGAACAGUAAUAGAAAGAGUUUGGUUACCAGUACGACCAAAUGAUGGAAUAGGUAAAAAACUUUCGAGGUGGUUAUGGUUAUAUUUUGUUUUAAUUGGAUCUGGUAGAUGGGUUACUAAUACUUUAGUACUUAAAGGUGUGAUGGUUAAAGAUCAGUGGGAUAUGUUAAAUUGGUCGGUGGUCAUUAAGAUGCUCUUCGGAUUGAUUUGGCCUCCUUCUAAUCUUUCUGGAUUUGGUUAA